GCAAAUCAUUAAAUGUGCGUGCGCGCCCCCGCUCAACAGCGACAAGAUGGCGGGCGCCGCCGGAUCAGGCGUUAAAGUUCCACGCAACUUCCGGCUGCUGGAGGAGCUGGAGGAGGGGCAGAAGGGCAUCGGUGAUGGGACUGUCAGCUGGGGUCUGGAGGAUGACGAGGACAUGACACUCACACGCUGGAACGGAACUAUUAUAGGACCCCCAAGGACAAUUUAUGAGAAUAGGAUUUACAGUUUGAAGGUGGAAUGUGGGCCGAGAUACCCAGAGGUGCCUCCUUUCGUCCGGUUCCUGACCAAGAUCAAUCUGAACGGCGUGCACAACUCAAAUGGAGUGGUGGACAUGCGUGCGGUGUCGUCCCUGGCCAAAUGGCAGAACUCCUACAGCAUCCGCGUGGUCCUACAGGAACUGCGGAGACUCAUGAUGUGCAAGGAGAACAUGAAGCUCCCCCAGCCCCCUGAAGGACAGCUCUACAGCAACUGAGCCCACCCCACCCAGUACCCGACAACCCCCCCCCCAUCCCCCACCCCCUCCAGGGACAGCUCUACUGCAACUGAGCCGCCCCCAGCCCCGUCCCACCCCACUCCGCACCCCACGCCCCAUCUCAUGCUUCAACACCACACACACACACACACACACACACACACACACACACACACACACACACGCCCACACACACACACACGCAUGCAUGCAGGCACACACAUGUUGCACGAUUUCACUUGUGCACGACACACACACACACACACACAUGCACAUAAACGGAUACUCGACAGCCCCCCUUCCUAUCUGCGAACAUAAAUGAUAUCUACACAGACUUUUCCAAUUAAUUUGCAGGACUCUUGAAAUAAUGAAAGCAGACCAUCCAUCCAUCCAUCCAUCCUUCCAUCCUUCCAGUAGCCAGUCCAGUGUUCCUCCUCAGUAUGUUAUUCUAUUAUGCCAUGCCAUGCCCUUUCCUUCCUUUCUACAGCAGCAGCCAGAGUAGGCUCUUCCCAUACCGGAGGCCACACUGGACACAAGAGAUGGGAUGCAUAGGCGGGUGGGUGACACCUUGCUCCCCCCAAAAGCAGACCAGACCAUAUGUUAUAUGGGAAGAAAGAAAAUGCAAAGCAAAAUACUGUUCAUCUUACUAAUCUUUUUUUUUUAAGUCUUUUUUUGUUUUGUUUUCAACUUGCAGAUUGUGACAAUAACAUGAGUAAUGGUUAUUGAGAUUGGCCAUGCUGUGUUUCUGAUGGUAGGGAUGGCAGCGUUAGGUGGGGUGACACCCGCCGAGCAGACCGCAACGUGACGGAGGGAAAAGAAAUGAGAAGCAAAUACUGUACAUCUUGCUAAUGUUUUUUUUGUUUGUUUUGUUAUACAUGCAGAUGUGAAAAUAACAUAAAUAAUCUUAAGUGUG
Molecule: messenger RNA, 1403 nt
Organism: Engraulis encrasicolus (European anchovy)
Lineage: Eukaryota; Metazoa; Chordata; Actinopteri; Clupeiformes; Engraulidae
Gene: ube2v1
Product: ubiquitin-conjugating enzyme E2 variant 1
Exons: 4
Coding region: 47-490 (147 amino acids)
Biological process (GO): DNA damage tolerance; protein K63-linked ubiquitination
Cellular component (GO): nucleus
Source: RefSeq, a predicted model, not a curated record